GCGUUGAAACCCGCGGUCAGUUUGAAACAAACCAUCAAGGAUGAAGGGUCGGUGGUCCAUACACCGCGCCGUACUGGUAACGGUUAUUGGAUACCUAGUCGUGGCAAGCAGAGCAGAGACAGAAAAUGAACAAGAAAAUAGGGAUGCCGCAAUAGGUGCAUUGUAUCCUGAAAAAAAUAAUUUUUUAAAGGCGUUAGCGGCCCCAAUUCAUCGUCCUAGCGAACCUGCUCUAUUGGGGGAAUCUGACACAGAAAUUGCGGAUACCCAGACUCCCGAUUCUCAGCUGCUACCGGGCGGGAGCAUCCGUCGCAAGAGGACCCUGCACAAGCUGAAGAAGUUUGGGUUCUACGGCGGUGGUGGCGGCGGCGGUGGGGGCGGCUGCGGAUACGGCGGCUGCGGCGGUGGCGGUGGCUGCGGAUACGGCGGCUGCGGGGGCGGCGGGCCUUCUGUGAUCGUGAAGCCCGUUCCCGUUCCCGUGGCCGUUCCCGUGUACGUCAACAGGGGCGGCGGCGGCUGCGGCGGUGGCGGCUGCGGUGGCGGUGGCGGCGGUUACAACAACUACGGAGGUGGCGGUGGCUACAACAACUACGGAGGCGGCCACAAGUACCCGCACGGCGGCGGUGGUGGCGGAGGCAACUACUGCGAUGUCUGCGGGGGUGGUGGCGGGGGCGGCGGAGGUGGCCAAGCACCCCCCAGCUACUCCUACAGCCAGUCUUCCUCGCAGUCUUCCAGCGGCUCGUGGGGCAAGAAAAAAUAACUUCUUAAAAAAAUUAUAUUUUUUCCUGGAAGAGUCUAAUUAACGCAGAACAAGAGAUUGCUGUACGUAUGUGAGAACACAACAAGAGCAAUAAUUUCGAAAUAUCUCUGACAUGAAGAAACUCUCUUUUGCAACUGUUUAAAUGAGUAUCGCCAUAAAAAUAUUGACGAUAAAACACCUAUUAAAAUUUUGACUUUUAAUCUAUUUGAUAAUUAUUUAAAAUUCAUUUUUAUUCUAUAAAUGUGUUUUCUAAUGGUAAGAACGAAAUACUUUUGGACAGUGACACUGAUAUUACAAUAAUUUUGUCAUGACUUUCAUAAUUGUAGCAAUUGCAAACAAGUUACUGGUGUAUGACUUCAUAUUUUAAUAAAAUAUUUAUUAAUUUUUUUGUUCCAUUUUCCAAGACUCAAUUUUUUAUAAAUAAAAUCUAUGAGACUGAUGUAAAUUAAUAUCGU
Bacillus rossius redtenbacheri is the source of this 1212-nucleotide messenger RNA. RefSeq lists its product as uncharacterized. The record is from RefSeq and is a predicted model, not a curated record. The transcript has 4 exons. NCBI's taxonomy places the organism in Eukaryota, Metazoa, Arthropoda, Insecta, Phasmatodea, Bacillidae. Bases 41 to 757 code for a protein of 238 amino acids.